Molecule: messenger RNA, 2238 nt
Organism: Lodderomyces elongisporus
Lineage: Eukaryota; Fungi; Ascomycota; Pichiomycetes; Serinales; Debaryomycetaceae
Gene: PGA60
Product: Pga60p
Exons: 1
Coding region: 1-2238 (745 amino acids)
Source: RefSeq, a predicted model, not a curated record
AUGAGAUUUCUUUCUGCAGCAAGCGUCUUGGCAGUGUUGACGAAUUUGGUGGUUGGAGAUGUAAUGUAUCUUCAAACCAAUGAAGAUACCCCCAAAACCGUUAAUGUUGAUGAAGCUGGUAUAGUUUCUUUUGACGACACUGUCAAUUUGAUGGACGGGACUCUCUUUGAGUUUAUUGAUAAUCAGUUGGUACUCGCGGAUGAUAAUAACGUUAUAUUAACAGUUCUUUCUCCGGACAAUAUAAUUGGUACAACUUCCGAUUCAUCGCAAGUUUUGGGUUCAUGGACAAUUAAUGAAGAGAGAAUUGUAUUUUAUUCAUCAGCGCUUUAUAUGUGUAGCGAUGAGUCACUGGUCUUUAUUACAACAUCGGAUACUGGCGACUGUACUAUGAUAAGCUUUAAGCAAACCAUCUUCCCAAUCCCACCAGAAGACGAGACUGACCCAGUUGUUCCACCAGAAGACGAGACUGACCCAGUUGUUCCACCAGAAGACGAGACUGACCCAGUUGUUCCACCAGGAGACGAGACUGACCCAGUUGUUCCACCAGAAGACGAGACUGACCCAGUUGUUCCACCAGGAGACGAGACUGACCCAGUUGUUCCACCAGGAGAUGAGACUGACCCAGUUGUUCCACCUGAGGAAAGCGACGAUGUUGAACCACCAAUCUCCUCUUCUGAGGACUCUGAAACAAUUAGUCCCAUUACUACAUACUCUACUGAAGAAUCUGAAGAACCUGAAGAAACAGAAGAACCUGAAGAAACAGAAGAGCCCGAAGAACCUGAAGAAACAGAAGAGCCUGAAGAACCUGAAGAAACAGAAGAACCUGAAGAACCUGAAGAAACAGAAGAGCCUGAAGAACCUGAAGAACCGGAAACAAUUGAUCCAGUUAGCACUUCUUCUACUUCCGAUGAAACUGUAUCACCUAUUCUGAUCUCCGAUGUUUCAUCCUCAACAACUGAUGACGUUGACGACGAAUCAAGUACCGCAGAAGUAACCUCAAGUACCGGUUUCACCGAGACUCCAACAGGCAGUGAACUUCCAAUUCCACUUCCAACUGAUGUUGUCGACCCCGAAAAGCCAUUUGAACUCCUCACUAGAUGGGAUAACAUUAUAAUACCAUUUGGUUCCAACGGAACACAUAUAACCGUAUUGAAUGGAGAUGCUAUUAUUUUCGAACUUGAAGACGGUUACUUGAGAGUGUCUGAGAGCUACGUGAGAGUAUCAGAUGAUGGUCUUUUGGUUCUUAGCAACAGAGAAAGUGCCACAGCUGGAUGGUCCUUUGAGGAAAAUGUUCUUUCUUUUGAAACCCUUCAAAGCCGUUACACUUUUUCAAAACGUGCAGAUGCAGAAUUUUCACUUUGUGAUGCCGAGAUUGGUUAUGUUGUUUACCUUGACGGUGGCUGCUACCCAAUCGAAGUUGCUGCUGCUAACACGGAGGAAGAUGUUCCUUCACAAUCAGAACAACCUGGAGACGAAGAAGAAACUGGAGCACCAUCUCCUGUUGAUCCAUCUGAAUCUACUGAACCAAAUGUGAGUGAUAAUGAUGCAAGUGCAUCCGAGGGUGCUGAACAAACUGAAGGCGUUUCACCAAAUACUGAUGCCAGCCUUACAAGUGAGGAGAUUAGCGAUUACUCUGUGAUCUUGGCCACAACUACUGUUGAUACCGUUAUAACUAUUACAGACUGCGGAGAUGAUAACGUUUGUACCGAGAGGGUUGUUACCACAGAGUCAGAGGUUGUCAACUCAUCAACCAUUAACAAUAUCCUCACGACAUACCCUACCGAAGUCACAGUCACAAUUACUUCCUGCGAGGAAGAAGUUUGCUCUGAACAUCUCACAAUUAGAAGAACUAUUAUUACAACAUAUUGCCCUGUCUCAUCAACUAUUCAAACUCAAGUUCUUCCAGUUGUCACCGAUGUUACUGUAACAGUUACUGAUUGCGAUGGUUUUGUAUGCGAUGAAACUACUGUUAUGGAAUCCACUACUUAUCUUACGACUACUGUAACUACAUACUUGGUGGUUGAAGAGGAAAAACCCUUUGGACAACCAGACUUUGAAGGAAAGCCAGAUAACGGACCUGCAACUAUUGCAGGCCCAGUCCAAGAGUUGCAGAAACCUGAUGUCAAUGACGAUAAGACUGUUGACAUUCCAUCAGAACUUCAAAAUGGAGCCGGUAAAGCAAUCUUGAAUACAUCUAUGCUUACUUCCAUCCUCAUGCUUGUCUCAUUUCUUUUGUAG